AGAGGAGUGUGGGAGGUGUGACAGUGAUCGGUAUGUACAGGAGAGGAGUGUGGGGGGUAGGACAGUGAUCGGUAUGUACAGGAGAGGAGUGUGGAGGUGUGACAGUGAGGACUAUGACAGGUAUGUACAGAGGAGGAGUGUGGGGGGGGUAUGACAGUGAUCAGUAUGUACAGGAGAGGAGUGUGGAGGUAUGACAGUGAUCAGUAUGUACGGGAGAGGAGUGUGUGGGGGGUAUAUGACAGUGAUCAGUAUGUACGGGAGAGGAGUUGUGGUAGUGGUACACCCUCGCCCUGUACAGUAUAG
Staurois parvus is the source of this 303-nucleotide messenger RNA. NCBI's taxonomy places the organism in Eukaryota, Metazoa, Chordata, Amphibia, Anura, Ranidae. The record is from the annotation of a GenBank genome assembly.